GUACCGGUUGGUUCACGGUCCAACUAAAGACAAUUUUUUUUUUGUCGAGACAGACAAUAAUAUAUUUUAUUUUUUAAAAGUCGGAGCAUAAUUAGGUUUCGUUUCUUCUUCUUUCACUAGAACUCAGCACCGCCAACGAAAUCCACAAUUCAAAGAGACUUGAGCUUCAACAGUAUACCUAAAACCCUAAACCCUACCAAAGCGAAAUCGUUCUCAACGGAAGAUGCGACCUCACUACAACCGCCCGCAGCGACCGCAACAACAACAACAGCAGAACAAUGGUUACCCUAAUCAACAACAUAAUGGGUUUCAUCAGAACCCAGGGAUGAUGAUGAAUCCACAGAUGAUGAUGAUGGGUAAUCCAAUGAUGAUGGGUAAUCCAAUGAACAAUAUGCAGAACAUGCCGCCGCCAAUACAUCCUCAGUUUUUUAACAAUAUGCCUCAACAACAACAACAACCGCUUCACCAAUUUGGUUUCCCCAACCCUAUCAACCAGCUGAUUCCAAACCUGUUGGGUAGUCUUCAGUUUGCUGCUGCUAAUAACAAUCUUAUGGGUGGUGGUCACUCAAUGCAGCCCAAUUAUUUCCAGCCUUCUGGUUUCACUUCUCAGGCGCAGCUAAGUUCCUAUAACCCCCCUCCAUAUUCUCCUCCUACACCUCAACAACAUCAGAAUCACCAAUUGGGGCCUCCAGGUUUCUCAGAGACACCACGACCACAGGUGCAGUCUUCUGUAGGAAACGUCAACAACACCAACAAUUUCAAUUCGAAAGGGAAUGAUUUUCGAAAUAAUACAAAACAACAAAAUUUCAGAGGCCCUGGUCAAGGUUUCCACAGAUCUCAGUCGUAUCAAGGAAACAAUGCAAAUAAAAAGAUUGGGUUCAACAAGAAUAAUAAGGGAAAAGGGAAGAAUAAGAAGAUGGCACCUAGGCUCUUUGGAUCUGAUGCUGGUAACGCUGAAGAAACGAAAAGACCGUACAUUCCGAACUAUCCUCCAAAAGAAGUUCAGCAAUGGCGUCAAGCUCGGCGUAAGAAUUUUCCAACGAAACUCAACGUUGAAAAGAAAGUAAAGAAAAAUGAUUCAAACGGCAGCCUUGACGAUGAAGCAAAACUGCGUCGUCAGCAACUUCGGGAAGUGUUAGCAAAGCAGCGUGAGUUAGGUGUUGAAGUAGCAGAAGUUCCUUCACAUUAUUUAUCCAAUCCAGUUGAAGAAGUUAGUGGAGACAACAGUGGACAGUUCCAAAACAAGGAUGGCAAAAAGGGAAGAUUUAGACACAAUAAGAGAAAAUAUGGUGAGAAAAACAAGUUCAAUAAAAAACGUAAGUUCCAAGACCAAGAUUCAUCUCAAGAAUCUUCCGUGACGACGAGGAAACCUACAUUGCUUGAGAAGCUCCUAAGCGCUGACAUAAAGAGAGACAAGAUCCAGUUGUUACAGGUCAUUCGCUUCAUGGUAAUCAAUUCAUACUUCAAGGAGUCGCCAGAGGAACCUCUGAAGUUUCCUUUGGUUAUGGUAGAAGAAACUGGUUGUGAACAUGCGGAGGAAGUUUUAUCCGAUGACGAUAACGAUGAUGAUGAUGUGGAUGAGAAUGGUGAUGACUCAUGUGAUGAAGUUUCUGAUUGAUAAAUUCUAAGUUCUAAGUUUGUGAGCUCGAAAACAUGGCAAGUCUUUAAGAUUUGCGGUAUCAAUCCGUGUUUCUUUUUUGAGCCGUGUUUCUUUUUGAGAAUUUCUGUGUAAAACAUGAUUUAGAGCUAAUACAACCAUGAUUUAGUAAAACA
Messenger RNA from Brassica napus (rape), 1773 nucleotides. RefSeq names its product transcription factor mef2A. The record is from RefSeq and is a predicted model, not a curated record. Gene Ontology annotation, biological process: box C/D snoRNP assembly. Gene Ontology annotation, molecular function: RNA binding. NCBI's taxonomy places the organism in Eukaryota, Viridiplantae, Streptophyta, Magnoliopsida, Brassicales, Brassicaceae. The coding region runs from base 224 to 1618 and encodes 464 amino acids. The transcript has 9 exons. Gene Ontology annotation, cellular component: nucleus.